UGUACAAACGAAUCGUUUUCUGUUUACUUCAGCUGUCGUAAAACUCCGACAACGUCAUAGCCAUAGACCUUAAAUGAUUGGCUUAUAAGGAGCAUGUGGUCAAGCCAUUGAACGACAGAUUGCCAUCUCCUUCUUGAAACAUCUCUGACAACAUACGUACUCUCGUGGCUGAGGAAGGCAUGAGUGGUACAAAAAUAGAUUCCAUUAACUAGUCGUCUCUUCAUAAUGGCCAGUAAAGGUGAUGGAGAGGUGUGGUACUCGCAUCCGGUUUACGCCCGAUACUGGCAGCACUACCAGCAGGCCAUGAGCUGGCACCAGAGGCAUAAGCGGGCAUACAGAAAAGCUUUGGAGGCUGGCUACUUCCAGACACUGUAUGCCAUGUACCCCUCUGCCAUCCAGCGAUACUCAGAUUGGCAUGCAGACGAGAGCUGGAGGAACACUCACAAAGACAGAACGACAGGUAGAGAAGAAGAAAGGGAGAAUGAGGCCACUGAUUCAGACAGUGAACUGGAGGAGGAGAGUUCGGAUGAGAGCCAGAUCGAGUGUGACGUCAGUAACAUGGACAUCUCAGAAGAGCUGCGACAAUACUUUGCCCAGACAGAGCGUCACAAGCAGGAACUCAAGAAACAACAGCAGAUGGAGGCAGAGCAGCAGGACUCGUAUGUUCUAGCUGACCAAGACAUGCACAGAGUUUCCUGGCGCAGCAGCCUGCCUCCUUCAGAGCGUCCAGGAGAAAGGAGGACUGCAGAGAUGAAGAAGCUGUAUGGUAAAGAUGCAGCAAAGAUUCAGGGGAUGGAAGCAGCCAUGCAGCUCACCUUUGACCGCAACUGUGACAAAAAACAGCCCAAGUACUGGCCUGUUAUACCACUAAAUCUGUAGGACGAUUAGACCCUAUCAUUAGUAUGCCUGGUUCAACAGUGCUGACAGUACUGAAGUGAUGCAUCAAAUCUGCAUCUGUGAGGACCUUUAGCAUAUAUAGAACAAACACUUAUAUCCUUAUAGACAGAUAAAGCAUUUAGAGAGUACUUUUACUAAAUUCUCAGUUCAAUAUGAUCAGUAUAAACUUUAAAAUUUUGAGUUUGAGUUCUACAAUUUCCAAUUUACACUUGUUUUCUUUUGCAAUAUCUGAUAUCUGUAUGUAAUGGCAUCCACACAGUUCUAUCUUUUUAAAGUUUCUCAUAUCAUUUAAAUGAUGGAAGCGAUGCUUAGAUGUGUCGUUCUUUUCAUGUAGUCAUUUCUGCCUAACUAGGUCAUUGCCUCCCCCACAGUCUUUGGUUGAUGUGUUUAGCCUGUCUCUUCUUUUUGCAUCUCACAUGAGACGGUGUUUGCUGGGUUAUUCUCUGGUGCAGUUUUUACAUUGAAGUUUCUCAGUUUUUUUUAAUUCAAAAGAAGUCAUUGUUUAAUUAAUGUGGUUUGAUUGCUUAAUAAAUGUAUUGCAUUGAAA
Molecule: messenger RNA, 1444 nt
Organism: Carassius gibelio (silver crucian carp)
Lineage: Eukaryota; Metazoa; Chordata; Actinopteri; Cypriniformes; Cyprinidae
Gene: gemin8
Product: gem (nuclear organelle) associated protein 8
Exons: 4
Coding region: 226-879 (217 amino acids)
Biological process (GO): spliceosomal snRNP assembly
Cellular component (GO): SMN complex
Source: RefSeq, a predicted model, not a curated record